Messenger RNA from Plasmodium fragile, 3972 nucleotides. RefSeq lists its product as uncharacterized. The transcript has 2 exons. Gene Ontology annotation, molecular function: ATP binding; inositol-1,3,4,5,6-pentakisphosphate 2-kinase activity. NCBI's taxonomy places the organism in Eukaryota, Apicomplexa, Aconoidasida, Haemosporida, Plasmodiidae. Bases 1 to 3972 code for a protein of 1323 amino acids. Gene Ontology annotation, cellular component: nucleus. The record is from RefSeq and is a predicted model, not a curated record. Gene Ontology annotation, biological process: inositol phosphate biosynthetic process.
AUGGAGGGCACUGUGGAAAUCAUUGGGGAGGGAAACAAGAUGAUAGUGCUGAAGCAGACAAGUGGGGUAAAGAGCAAAACUCCUUUUAACGAUUACAGGGGGGUAGUAAAAUCGGGAAGGACACCUACGAAAGGGUCCCUGUCGCCACACGCGUACUUCAACAUCUUGAGAUACAUCCAUUUCUACAGCUACGUAUUUUUAAAAAACUCAGUAAUAAAAAUUGUGAAGGACAGUAAUGUGAAAAAUGUGAAUGUUACUUUGCAAUAUUAUUGGCUAAAUAAAAUGUGCUACAGGGAAGUGAAGAUCUUUGAAAACAGCUUGCUUGUUCAUAAUAAUUUUGUCGUAUUUGAUUCUCAAUUUAGCGAUUUUGUGAAGUACUCAGUGGAGUGGUACACACGUGGGAACUCCUUGGCCAGGAGAAUUAUCAACAGAGCCAACUACUUCCUUUUUGAUGGAAUAGAAAAAAUCGGCAUGUACUUACUCAAACAUUAUAACAAGUUUUUAGCUUACUUGAAGGAAAAUUCAGACCAUAUUGUGCAGGACAUUUGGAGAGACAUGAAGGAAUUUAUUAACUACGCAACUGAUGAGAAAAAUUUACAACACGUGAAAAAACAAAUUCAAUCGUAUCUGAACAAAACUAGUUACAAAGAUAUUUUUCCACAGGUGUUGCAGUGUUUUGAGAUAUACAUCAAACGGAAAAAUCGCAUUGGGUAUGUGGAGGAGGAUUUAUUUGCCAUUCCGUCCUUUUUGCAUCCAAGCGGUGGACAGGUAAACGCGGAGGAGUCAUAUCUGGGCCUUCCAGAAGGUGUCUCAAUGGGAGACACAAGUGAACUGAUGCCAAACACUCCCUUCUUCGACCAGUACAUAAGUGUCGAGCUAAAGUUGAAGUGCGGAAUGCAGGACUACAGUGACAUGUUGGACCGAUACAACAUACAACAGUUAAUAAAGCAGAGGAACAACCACUACAAACAUUUGUCCCUCUACGUGCCAAGCAAUUUUUUCCAGCUAAAUUAUUGGGAGAUAUUUCGAAAUUUAAAUUUGGUUUUUCUCUCUCAUAGUAAUAAUGUGAAUCUGUAUGUAAAUGGUGAGAGGAGGGUGGAUACAGCGCUACACUCGAUGGACUACUUCAGAUAUUUGUUCUACAACGAUCCGCUGGGUCCGUUCAAUGGGGGCAAGGACCCCCAGGGGAAGCGCUACUUGGCCCACCUAAAUAGUCAGCGUGGGGGAACAAUUGUGCUGCCUUAUGGAGGCACUGAACAGAGCGAACAAACGGAACACACCGAACACACGGCAGAAGGGUCUUCUGUAGGGGACAAGGGAACGGAUGAGGACACGAUCAACGAUUACAUGAACCAGUUGAACCAGAUACAAAUGAAAAUGUCGUGGAAGUACGCCAGUAGCUACAACAUAUUGGACUACUGCCAUAGGAUUGGUUCAGGCGCCAUCCUGGAAGGAGGACGAAGCUGCGGUUUGCUGGGCAAGUGCAGCCAUGAGAAGCGGCCAUCUUUUAAAUGGACCUACAAAAGAAGCCUUUCAAAUAUGGGUCGCCCCUACACCAACUACGCCUACCGAAACUACAUUUUCAGCAACAAUUUCUUCUUCAAGUAUGUCAUUCCGUGCACGUGCCAGGAUCUGCGAAAGGUCUUGUUCAGCCUGAAGAAGGGGGACUAUUCCAUGUGUCUCAAAAAAUUGGUCAACAUCUUCGACACCUACAAGGGUAUUUACUACCUCCAUUUGAUCGCCCUGCUGAAGAACGUGGCGCAUAUUAUUUGGGAGCGAUGGGCCAUAAUAGCCCCAAUGUACUUCCAUAACAGUGCUUUUCUACGUGUUAAAAAAAAGGAAAACCCCCUUUGGAACGUCAAUUUGGCUGAGUGUCAAGAAUACGAGGGAGAAUGCUCCUCUAAUAAUACCAACCAGGAUGGGAACGAGCACAGGAACCGUGCCACCGCCUUUGUCCUACCAAUUGAUAAAAAGUUCCCUUUGAGGAAGUGGAAAAAUGAUUUAGUCCUCUUCCUGAAGGAAGCAAAAGCUGACAAGACGAAAUGGAAAAAAUUAUUGAAAGUAGGGUUCACCCAGCUGAGGGAAAUUUACCAUGACAUGAGUGACACGUACGGCAUUAUGUUGAAGAAGUUACAGAAGGAGUACCUUACCAUGUUCAUGCAAAAAUUCGAUGAACAAAAAAAAACGUGGAACGACAUGUACAGCAAAGUUGAAGAAAAUUACAUUAAUAAAAUGAAGAACGACUUUGUCUACCUCUACGAUCGGAAGAUAAAAAAAUAUUUUUAUUACAACUGGUUCAUUACGAACCAAUUUAACCUGACCGUGAAGUUGUAUUUCCAGCAGUGCCAGUACCUCCUCACACAAUAUAUGAAUCGUGUGAAAAUUAUGUACGCAGAAAAAGGAUACGAACAGAGGGUCAACAAAAUAAUUGCCGAUGUCCAGAAGAAAGUGAAAAAGGCACUCUGGAAUUACACCUCAUUAUGUGACUACAACUUUGAAAUAAGAAACGUCUCCCAUUAUAAUGAUCAGAAUGGUGGAAAUUCCAACCUGAUAAAUUAUAUCCUCUUUCGUAAGAAUGAAUUGAACAAGGAGAGAUACAUCGUGCAGACCAAGGGGAAAAAGGAAAGGCUAGUUAUGCUCAUAAAUGUGAUAGAGAAGGAAAAAUUUUUAUUUUAUAAACUCCUUUACUUCCACUGCUUCAGUGCUGGACAAAUUCAAAUUGUGCACUCCAUGCUACUCUUAAUCAAAAUAUUUGAGAAAUUAUUUUUUUUAAAAAAAAGUGAAGAUAUUUUUUCCAGCUUUACUUAUUACCGUACAAGCUUGGAGAAUUUCACAUCCGCAGAAAGUAACAACAGCUAUAUUGGAAGGAAUAAGCACCUGUCCAGUUUCAUUGACGUCAAGCGAAUCAAUCGCCUCUCCCAGUGUGUGUUAGGCGGUGGGGAUAAUGGGAGUGAGAUAACAAACACGAAAUCGGCUAACCGGAAAGCAACGCCCAAACAUGCCGCCUUCACAUACCUACAAAACACACACUUCCUUCUGGGUAACGAACUCCUCAUCGAAGCCAUAGGGAUUGUGAACAAGUACUCCACGUCAAAUCUGACUUAUGUCCAAAGCGAAAUGAAAAAUCGCACACGCAAGCUGUACUAUGGGCUGUACCGCAAUGUAAAGGAGUACGGCAAAAAAUACACACCCAUGUAUAAGCCCAGCAUGAAAAGGAAGGUGAAUAGGAAGAAGUUAAUUCGAAAUAUUUUAAGCAGCCGAACUUUAAUAACCACCGACCACUUUAAUUAUCUUACUAGUGAGCCGUUUAAGUCCAAAUUGAACAGCACAAAUAUUAUAGUAAAUUGCAAGAGGGAUAUCCCGAAGCAGGCCAUGAGAAUUUAUAAAAAUAUGAUUUUUUUCGUUUGCCGCUUUUUAAUAAGUAGGACCCUUUGCGAUAACAGUACCAUUUUUAACAUUUACGCCAAGGAAGACAAUAGGUACGAUGAUGCGGAAAUGCUGCAAAAGUUGGAAGCCAAUCGAUUCAAACCAUUAAUUGUGAAACGAAGGGGCAGAAGCCGACGACCAGGUGGAGUAUCAGGUGUGACCUACGCAAAUGGUGUGGACAACCAGGAUGGUAACGCUAGUCAGGGGGAAAUUGAAGCGGAUGGAGAUCAGCACAGUGUCCCCCCUACCGUACUAUCUGCUACUAACAGGAAGAACAAAAAAUAUAUUCCAACGAUAAGGUUCACGUCUUAUGCAUAUCCACUCAGAAGUACCCAUCUGGCAAGGGAAAAGGAAAGAUGCAGCAAAGAGGAUGACAGGCAAUUUCGAAAUGUGGUGGAGAAUGCCUAUGUGCCUCGCGGAAGUAAGAAAAUAUUUUACCGUAUUAAUUUGAUUGACGUAUCCAUGAAGUCGAUAAGCAAAAUGAGGUACUGGGAGAAGCAGAUGUCCCAGAUAAUCUCCCUCUACAAGGAUCUAUGCGCGCUUUAG